GCGGGUAAAUACUUGGAGUACGGACCGGCUAUUUCUAAUGUUUAUUGCCUGAAAUUUUAAUAUAUAUACUUCUAAUUUUUGUAGAAUUUUCUAAUUUAUUAAUAUAUUAAAGAAUACACAUAUAUGUCUGAACACUGAACAACUAACCAAAAUGCCAGAGACAAGCACAGAUAAGACCAUUCCAGUUCAAGUAGCUGUAAGAAUACGACCACUUCUUCCUAAAGAGAUAGGAGAAGGAUGUCAGGAAUGUAUUGACAUCACACCAGGAGAACCACAAGUGGUCAUGGGCAAUAAUAAAGCCUUUACUUAUGAUUACGUAUAUGGGACAAUGGCCUCACAGAGUUACCUGUACAAACAGACAGUGGUGCCUCUACUUGAUAGAUUUUUCAAGGGAUACAAUGCUACUCUUUUAGCAUAUGGACAAACAGGUUCUGGAAAGACUUAUUCGAUGGGUACUGGGUUUACGAUGUGUACUAACAAGGAUGAUAUGGAGGUCCAAGGUGUGAUCCCUAGGACAAUCCUUGAUUUAUUUACACACAUGGAAAACAAGAAGGAUGAGACUGAAUUUCUUUUGAAAGUUUCAUUUCUUGAGAUUCAUAAUGAAGAAAUACAUGACUUGCUGAACCCUUCCUCGUCAAGCGACAAAAUAGCAAUAAGAGAAAACGUUGAUGGUGGAAUCAAGAUUGCAGGUCUAAUGGAGCUGCCAGUUUCAUCAGGCGAAGAGAUGGUGAAGGCACUGUGUAAUGGAUCAGCAGCAAGAGCAACUGGUGCCACAGCAAUGAACAGCACCUCAAGCCGAUCACAUGCAAUAUUCUCAAUUAUCAUGGAACAGAAGGAUAAGACAGGAGAAGGGGACAUAAAAAGAGCCAAGUUUCAUCUUGUAGACUUGGCUGGUUCAGAGCGCUGCAAGAGAACCAAUGCUCAGGGAGAACGAUUCAAAGAAGGAGUGAACAUCAACAAAGGUCUUUUGGCCCUGGGGAAUGUUAUUAGUGCUUUGAGCGAUGAACAGAGGAAAUCCAAUGCCCAUGUACCUUACAGGGACUCCAAGCUUACUAGACUUCUACAAGAUUCCUUGGGAGGUAACAGCAACACAGUUAUGAUCGCCUGCGUCAGUCCUGCUGACAGCAACUACGAAGAAACACUCAACACGCUUCGUUACGCCGACAGAGCGCGACAAAUCAAGAACAAACCAAUCGUGAACCGAGAUCCAGUGUCUGCUGAAAUGGCUAGACUAAAACAACAGGUUCAAAUGCUUCAACUUCAACUAAUACAAGGACAAACUAUCAAUGGAACAUUACCAGAUGCAAUCGAAAAUGGCAUGGGAUUGAACUUGCAUGAGCUGACAGAACGCGUUAACCAACUAGAGGAAGAGAAUAAUAAGUUGAGUGAGGAGCUUCACAACUCUGUCGACCAAAAUACAAAGAUGUUCGAGAAGGUUUUAAUG
This is a messenger RNA of Actinia tenebrosa (Australian red waratah sea anemone), 1444 nucleotides long. Its product is annotated as chromosome-associated kinesin KIF4A. The record is from RefSeq and is a predicted model, not a curated record. Gene Ontology annotation, biological process: microtubule-based movement; spindle elongation; mitotic spindle organization. Gene Ontology annotation, cellular component: microtubule associated complex. Lineage: Eukaryota; Metazoa; Cnidaria; Anthozoa; Actiniaria; Actiniidae. Gene Ontology annotation, molecular function: microtubule motor activity; ATP binding; microtubule binding.